Echinococcus granulosus is the source of this 1410-nucleotide messenger RNA. RefSeq lists its product as hypothetical. The record is from RefSeq and is a predicted model, not a curated record. NCBI's taxonomy places the organism in Eukaryota, Metazoa, Platyhelminthes, Cestoda, Cyclophyllidea, Taeniidae. The coding region runs from base 1 to 1410 and encodes 469 amino acids. The transcript has a single exon.
AUGAUGCAUCCAGAGGUUACCGCCAACGACGAGGACGGAGUCGAUUCUGCUGACGCUGGCCUACGUGAAAACAGCCUCAUUCUCUUGGACACCAUCACUGAGGAAGAGGAAGAAGAUCCGUCUUCGGGGUCUUUUGAUACCUGCGAAAAUAUCACCGUGCAGCAUCAUUGUUUGCCAGUCGAACAACCCAACUCUGAAACAGACUUGCUUGAAGCGCGCUACCUCACAAGGGCUUCACAUGGCAUGGAAUGGUACGUUGGUGAAACAAAUUUAGACUACAAUGAGCUGCAUAGUAGCUCAACAACCUGUGUGAAUCUGAGUAGGCCCUCUGCUCCUUCACAGGUCAUAACAGGCCUCUUCUUUCCACUGAAGUUGGCAGAGAUUGGAUUCUGUGAGACGCAAUUGCCGUUCGAAACUUAUAAAUAUUCCUCUUAUUCCUUUUACAUAAAUAUGAGCAGGAGGGGAUCUAAAAGUCUGCCAUCAGUAGCUCUACCAUCCGAUGCUCGUCCACUACGGCGAAUUAUGUCGUCGAGCAUUAGUUGUGGGAUUGAUGAAAGCUGCAGCUUGACCAACUCCAAAGCGCCGUCACCGACUCGGACCCAAUUAAACGAUGUCGUCGAAUGGGCUCUCUCGUCGCCGGGAGUAACUACGAUAACGGAAAAUCAGUGUGCUAGUUUGAACCCUCAUGGAGUGCCCUCCCCACUUGCUGCAGCGGUUACUUGUUCCAUGGACACCAAAAGUGGUAAUGGCUAUAUGUGUGACAGGGAAAUACUGGAGAUAGAGAUUGCAAAGAGCAAAAUGAAACGCUCACCUGCAGUGGAAGGUGUUAGUGUGCUGCUUCAGCGACCCUGCACUCCUCUGAAUGAUUUACCGUCAGAUCUGAUUGAACCACUGAGCAAUGGGAGUCCCGUGGAUGCAGAAUCGAUUUCAACUUCGGAGAGCUUAACUUCAUCUCUGUUAAGUCUCAGUCGGCAAGACUCGGAUAGCUCAACGAUGGUAUCACGACCGGUAUAUGACUAUGGUACAGAUGAGACGUUGCUAGAAAUAUUUAUGACCCCUGCUCUAGAUGGGAAGGAAAGUAGUGGAGAUAGGCCGGCUGACAUGCCUCUGAGCUGUACUGGGUCCACACACCAGCUCCCGAAACAAAUCCUAAAAUCAUUACCAUUCGGCAAUUCGGGCACGGGUCUUGUUUGGCGUGAUACGUGUGAGAAAAUUUCCAAUGUCGACAAUCAGAGCGGACUGUUGGAGGAUGACUCAGAUUUACCCUUUAUUGACAACGAGGAGUGGUAUUCUGAGGCUUGGUACAUUACGGCAAGCCAGCAGUUCUCCUGGCUUGACAGGGCACAAUUGGCGGAUUUCGAUGAGAUAACUUUAUACUAUGGUAAGCUCACAAUAAUUGAGUAUGUUUGA